This is a messenger RNA of Penicillium expansum, 18123 nucleotides long. RefSeq lists its product as uncharacterized. Gene Ontology annotation, molecular function: catalytic activity; phosphopantetheine binding. NCBI's taxonomy places the organism in Eukaryota, Fungi, Ascomycota, Eurotiomycetes, Eurotiales, Aspergillaceae. The record is from RefSeq and is a predicted model, not a curated record. The coding region runs from base 1 to 18123 and encodes 6040 amino acids. The transcript is spliced from 8 exons.
AUGGCUCAAUCCACCAAGUGCUAUCUUCCCCGGUUCGCUUCGACGGUUGACGGGCCUAAACGCCCAGUCUCGAUGAAGACGAGGCCCACGGCUGCUCAACAUGCGCAGUUAUUAACCGCAUGGAACGAAGGCCGUUUGGACCCAAUGUUACGAGCCACUUGGGCCCUCUUGCUGCAUUACUAUAUCCGCUCCGAGGAUAUUUGCUUCGGGUACCAACAUCUCGAGGGCGACUCGCGCUCUCCCAAAUCAUCUGUACAGCGUUCUACCGGCGUCAACAUUUCGACGAUCCGCAUAUCCAUCAACGAAAACGACUCUCCCACAGCAAUUGUAGAUAAGGUGCGCGCAGACAGUGCGAAUCAUCAGGUCAAUGGAAGCUCAGAGGCCGCUUCCGAGGGAUACCUCCCUUUCAACACUAUCUUCAUGCUGCGCACAUACGAUCCGCCUGCUUCUUCCUCAAAACCUAUUUUGGCAACAGCCCUUCCAGACGAGUGCCAAGUCCGUCUUCAUGUUAAGGUGCUGCGUGGAGACAUCAGUAUCUUCCUCGAAUGGUGCAAGGGUGACAUGUCUGGGGAACAGAUGAAGAGUAUCGCAAACAUUUUUGAGCAGUUGCUUGCCAAAGUCCUUUCUGCUGAGAACACCGCUAUUAGCCAGCUUAAUUUGUUCUCGGAGAACGACUGGCAACGCAUUCACAAGUGGAACUCCACUCCUCCAGAGCUUCACGAUCGCUGCAUUCACGAAGCGAUCCACGAUCAAAUGUUGAGUGGACCUGAUCGUGAGGCUGGAGUCGGGCCGGAAGUCCGCGUGGCUUUGUGUUUCGAUAAAUCGAAAUGGAACAUUGUCGCAAUGCUUGGCGUCAUGAAAGCCGGCGGAGCCUUCGUCCCAUUGGACCCGACUCACCCAACUUCCCGACUGCAAGCUCUCAUCCAAUCGGUUCAGGCACCGGUUGUGUUGUGCUCUCAGCAUCUUUCCGAUAAACUUCGCCCGAUCGCGAAGACUUCAAUACCCAUCUGUGACGAUACUCUAGAUCCUCUGUCUGACCCCACGGAGAGUGUGAAUCUUGCAUCGGGUGUCACAAGUCAAAAUGCGGCUUACGUUCUGUUUACCUCUGGAUCUACAGGAGAACCCAAGGGAACACUGUUGGAGCACCGCGCGUUCCUGUCCGGGGCAAUGGUGCAUGGGCCCGGUCUGCGCAUUUAUCGCGAGUCACGAUGCCUUCAAUUCGCCGCCCACACAUUCGAUGCCAGUUUGGCCGAGUCGUUGACGCCGCUCAUUCACGGUGCAUGUGUGUGCAUUCCGAGUGAAGAAGCUCGGCUUAACGAUAUUGUGACCACCAUCAACGAGAUGCGAGUCACUCAGGCCUGCUUCACACCUUCAUUCAUCGGCUUUAUUGAAAUCGAGAGCGUCCCAGGACUGGAGAGUUUAGUCCUGGCCGGGGAGGCAAUGUCGCAGUCACAGCUGGCCACUUGGUCCAAAAUCAAAUUGGUCAAUGGUUAUGGGCCUACCGAGGCCAGUGUGGCAUCCGUGCUGAAUUCCAAUGUUACACCUGACACCGAUUGUAAAGAUAUCGGCCUGCCCAUUGGUGUGAGGACCUGGCUUGUGAACCCUGAUAACCACGAUGAACUGGUCCCCGUGGGCUGCCCUGGAGAAUUACUUUUGGAAGGCCCACCCCUGGCCCGGUGCUACGUGAAUAACCCACAAAAGACAAACGAAUCGUUUAUCUUCGACCCUGCUUGGACUACAUGGGACCCUGAAAGUGGCUCUAACCGUAGAUUCUACAAGACAGGUGAUCUUGUCAGGUACAACUCUGACACUGGUGCCCUGAAUUACAUCGGUCGCAAGGAUACGCAGGUCAAGGUUCACGGACAACGCAUCGAGCUCGGUGAAAUUGAGAAUCAGCUUAGCAAAGAUUUGAACGUCACUCAUUGCUCAGUAUUUUUCCCCAAGACAGGUUUCUCCAAGGGGCGGCUGGCGGCAGUUGUCUCUUCCACUGGCUUGCUCGCCGAACAGUCCGAUUCGGACUUGGAGCCUCUGCGACUCGUCUCUGCCUCGAAAAAGGCUGAGCUGGUCCCAGGCAUCCGAGAGCGUCUAUCAGCUCGUCUCCCCACUUAUAUGGUCCCCGCAGUUUGGUUGUGUGUUGAAGCUCUGCCACUUCUGCCAUCAGGGAAACUAGACCGCAAGGGCAUUUCCACUUGGGUCGCAGGAAUGGAGAACGAUCCAGAUCUUCAGAACAAUGCCUCUGUUGCAAUCGUCAGCACAGAAGCCUCCCAGCCCGCCAACGACAGAGAGGAAGCAUUAGCUGCUGUAUAUAGCCGUGUCCUCAACAUUCCCCUAAACCAGCUCGAUUUGAACGAGGGUUUCCUUGCCCUCGGUGGUGAUUCAAUCGCAGCUAUGACAUGUAUCGGUCUCUGCAAGAAGCGAGGAUUCUCCCUCUCUGUACAGGAGCUGCUUCGCAGCAAAUCAAUCCGCGACCUCGCAACCCGCGCAAAGACAAUCGAUCACCUUACGACUUAUGAAGAAGCUGUUGAUGAAACAUUUAACCUGUCACCCAUUCAGAUCCUUCACUUCGGUGUACGAAAGGAGGGCCAAGGCCACUUCAACCAAGGAAUUCUCACUCGCUUGAACAAACCUGUCGAUGAACGAACCCUCCGCAAGGCCGUCGAAACUCUGGUAUCUCGGCACUCAAUGCUCCGUGCACGAUUCACCGACACAGGAUUUGCAACAGCAUCGAGCCAACACAUCACCCGUGAUAUCAAAGGGUCUUACAGAUGGCGGAUGCACACUCUUGGUAGCAUGGACGAGGUCAAGUCUCAUGUCGCCGAUAGCCAAUCUUCUAUCAAUUGCUUCUCUGGGCCGUUGCUUGCCGUCGACUAUUUCCUGGUGAAGGGCCAGCCUAACGUACUGUCAAUGACAGCUCACCACUUGGUUGUCGACAUUGUGUCAUGGAGAAUUAUUCUGGAAGAUUUGGAAGAUAUCAUCUUGAACCCAGAGAAGACUGGAACUAGUGAUGGAUCCUUGCCUUUCCAGACCUGGUGCCGCCUGCAGAAUGAGCACUGCAAGACCCUCAGGGUUGAGCACAAAGUUGCAACUGACGCUCUCGCUGCAACGGACUUUGGUUACUGGGGGCUCAAGGACACUCAAACCACAUAUGGUGAUGUGGAUUGUGCCUCGUUUGAGAUCGACCAAGGCCACACUAAUGCCAUUCUGCUUGAAUGUCACAAAGCUCUUGGUACCGAGCCAAUUGACCUAUUCUUGGCAGCAAUGCUACACUCAUUUGGCCGCGCUUUCCCCGAUCGUUCUCUUCCAACCAUUUACAAUGAAGGCCACGGACGAGAAGUCUGGGACCCGUCCAUCGAUAUCUCGCACACCGUCGGCUGGUUUACCAUUUUGCACCCAGUUUUCGUUUCUGCAUACAAGUCAGACAACCCCAUUGAUACCCUCAUCCAGGUGAAGGAUCUCCGCCGUCGUGUCUCGGACAAUGGCCGUGCAGAUUUCACCAGCCGCGUUCUGCCAGGUCAGGACAAUCAAGAGUCUGAGCACCCCCACCCCUUCGAGAUGUCGUUCAACUACGUCGGUCAACAUCGAGAUCUGCAGAGGCAGGAUGGUCUCUUCCAGCUUGUUGAUCAGAUGGCCGGAGAAGCUGGCCAAGGAGGGGGUGCAGCUGACUUUGGAACCGAUACUCCCCGGUUCGGUCUGUUUGAGAUCUCUGCGAUGGUCGUGGCUGGAAAAGUUCGAUUCAACUUCUCCUUUAACAAGUUCAUGCAGCACCAAAAUCGCAUUCACCGAUGGGUUUCCGAAUGCCAGGAGCUGCUUGUAACUCUCGCUGAGCAGCUUCCUACCCUCGCACCGCGGUUGACUCUCAGCUCUUUCCCCAUGCUGUCGUUGACCUACCCCAUCUUGGACAAAUUGCUCAAUGACAAGUUGCCUGCUAUCGGCAUUGAGUCCCCGGACCUUGUUGAGGAUAUCUACCCUUGUUCUCGAAUGCAGCAGGGUAUCCUCCUUGGUCGCAAGCGUGAUAGCUCCUACUAUGCUGUGCACGACACCUUUGAGAUUAAGGCCACCGGAUCUAGCGAGCCAAACCUUGAUCGCCUUGUCAACGCAUGGCAGCAGGUUGUUUCUCGUCAUGCGAUGUUCCGAACCAUCUUUGUUGAGAACCUCACUCCUCGUGACCCCUUCUGCCAAGUCGUGCUGAAGAGUUAUGACGCCACUCCAGUCUUCUUGCAGUCCCCAGGGGAAAGCGAUGUGCUGGCCACAUUUGAUAAGGAAGACCCCAAGGAUUACAGCGAGUCUGCACCGGCGUAUCGCUUCACUAUUUGCCAGACACCAAGUGGCAGACUGUUUGCUCGCAUUGAAAUGAGUCAUGCUGCGAUGGAUGGCAACUCGAUCUCAAUCAUCCUCCGUGACUUGCAGCUCGCAUACGCUGGUAGACUCGAGGAAAGCCCCCAGCCUUUGUUUAAGGAUUAUAUGGAGUACCUUCAGGAUGCACCAAAGGAAGCUAGCAUCAACUACUGGCGCUCGUACUUGGAUCAGGCUAAGCCGUGCCACUUCCCCGCUCUCACUGACGGCCAACAAUCGGCCAAGGCACUUCGAUCCAUUCCGGUCAACUUUGGAGCCCUCAAUGAACUCCAAAAUGUCUGCGAGAAGCGCGGUAUUACUCUCGCAAAUGUCUUCAAUGCCGCGUGGGGCCUCACUCUGCGCGCCUUUUGUGGAUCCGACGACGUUUCCUUCAGCUACAUGGCAUCCCUGCGUGAUGUGGCUGCUGAGGGCGUCCAAUGGGUUAUUGGACCAGUCAUUAACCUCCUGGUCUGCCGAAUGAAGGUCGCUGAUGACGCAAAGCUCAGUGAUGUGCUGCAUCAAAUCCAGAACGACUACUUGGAGAGCCUUCCUUACCGUCACACAUCACUCAUUGACAUCCAGCAUGCUUUGAAGCUGUCCGACACCAAUUUGUUCAAUUCUGGUGUCUCUUACCGCCGGCUUCCCAGUGCUAAGGAUGCUGUCAGCAGUGACAUCGAAUGUGUUGAGGUUGGCACAAUCCACGAUCCCGCUGAAUUCCCAGUUUUCAUCAACAUUGAGGCCAUGGACACUACCGCCCGUAUUGACCUCAACUACUGGACUACCAACCUCUCCGAUGCACAAGCUACCAAUGUUGCCAAUACCUAUCUUCGUUGUCUCGAAAACAUUGUCUCGAACAUUGACGGUGAAAUUCGCCAGCUAGACACCUUGAGCGAGGAAAAUCGAGCUCAGAUCCUCGCGUGGAACAGCAAGACUCCCAAGCCCUUUGAGAAGUGCGCUCAUCACGUUGUUCAGGAGAUGGCCAAAAAGCGCCCCGAUGCGUUGGCUGUCACUGCUUGGGAUGGGAACUUAACUUACUCCAAGUUGGAUCAAUUCUCCUCUCGCUUGGCAAGCUAUCUCAUCACCUUCGGUGUUGGUCCUGGCACCCUAAUCCCCGUCUGUUUCGAGAAGUCUGUGUGGAACAUCGUCUCCACAUUGGCAAUCAUGAAAGCCGGUGGUGGCUGUAUUCCAGUUGACACACCUGAGAGCCUGGCUCUUGUUGAGAAGUGGAUUGCCGACAACGUCGUGCAAGUCGCCCUGGCUUCCCCGGAGAAGGCCCAGAUCCUCGAGGAUGCCGUACCGUACGUCAUUCCUGUAAGUGAGUCUCUCCUCGAGUACCUCGCCGACGAAGUUCUCAAACCCGUGGCACAACCAUCCGACAUCGCAUACAUUGCUCUGACUGCUGGCACCUCUGGCCCCGCCAAGAGCGUUGUUCUUGACCACACAACCGUAAUGACCCGAGCUGAGGCGUUCGCUACUACCAUGGCAAUUGCAGAUGUCUCUAGGACUCUGCAGUUUGCUCCUCACACAUCCGAUGCAUUUAUCGUCGAGGCUUUCGGUACAUUCAUGUGGGGCGGUUGCAUUUGCAUCCCCGCUGAUAUCGACCCCGUUAACUUGGCCACCUCUAUUAAUGUAUUCCAUGUCAAUGUUGCUAGCAUCACACCCACAGCCGCAAGCUUUUUCUCCCCCAAGGAUGUACCGGGACUGCGAUCGAUUGCCCUGGGUGGUGAAGUUGUUUCUCAGAGCGUUCUCGACCAUUGGCAGACCGAUGAUCUCCAAUUGCAGGUUUUGUAUGGAACAUGUGAGAGCUCGGCUACCUCCUUCCACGUGUUCUGCUCUCAGGACGAAAACGAGGCUGCCCUCAUUGGAAAGAGCACAUCUUGUGUUUCGUGGGUUGUUGACCCUUCCAACCACAAUUGUCUAGUCCCGAUCGGCAGUGUUGGAGAACUGGUGCUCGAAGGGCCUAUUCUUGCCCGCGGCUACCUCGACAACCAGUCCGCAGAGAGUGACAAAUUCUUCAACAACGCUUCUUGGAUUUCUGGACAAAGUGAAGGUGCUAAGCACCGCCUGUUCAAGUCUGGAGAUCUUGUUCGGUACAAUUCCGAUGGCUCACUUGUUUUCGUCGGCCGAAAGAACGACAAGAACGAAUCCGCCUUGGCUAGUGAGCUUAUCCAGACCCAGGCACGCGUCGAUUCAUUCCUGGACCACAAGAGGAUGUGCGUUGUGGAGAAAAUCCAGCUGCAAAGUGCUGGUGUGAAGACCAACGCUCUCGUUGCUUUCGUGGUUUCUUCAGACACCAACCAGGUCACGUUUGGUGAUCGCGUUAUCCAGUCCUCGACUCCUCAACUGAAAGAGGCCAUCUGUAGCCUACACGGCAAUCUGAGUAGCAGUCUUCCUGGUAGCAAGGUUCCGAGUUUCUACAUCCCCGUUUCCUCCCUCCCAUUGACCGCAUCUGGAAAACUAAACCGCCAGGCCCUUAAAAUUGAAACACAAGCGCUUUCUAGCAGUGCUCUCGACGCGUUUGACAUCAAGCGUUGGAACGGAUCUAAGGCUGGACACCGCGUUUCACGACAUGCUAGUCUCUCAGAGGCCAACAUCGCUUUCUGGAAGGAGUACCUCGCGGAUGUUGAGCCCUGCGUUUUCCCGGCGCUCUCCCACGAGGCAAGCGACAAUGGGCGCUCCACCCGUACCCUAAAUAAGCAGACAGCCAAAAUCCACGCCUUCAGCAAAUUGUCUGGCCUUCCUGUGGAAACUCUCUUCCAGUUCGCCUGGGCCGUUGUCCUCCGGUGGUACACUGGCUCAGACGAUGUGUGCUUUGGUUAUUCUGCCCCAUCGUCGGAGACAAAACUGGCGACCGAAGGUAUUACCACCUGCCGCUUCGUCGUGCAGAACGAGCAAAAGCUGCAAGAAACUCUCGAAAAAGCAAAGAAGGACUCCGAGACCAGCGCGUUGAAUGUCGCAUCCUUGGAUGCAGUCAAACACCAGCUUGGACUUGAUGAUAUAAGACUCUUUAACACUUCCCUGAUUUAUCGCACGGCUUCCAAUCUUCCUAAAGGAAGUUCCCGCGAACCAACCAGCUCUAGUCCUUACCAGAUCUUGGUUGAAGCCGAAGUCUCCCAUUCACAUGCCCAGAUUCACUUUAACUACACCCCAGAAACUCUUUCCUCCUUCCAGGUCAAUCAUGUUAUGGACAUGUUUGACCAAGUUUUGGACGACCUGAUUGCCCACAACCUCCAAAACCGCACGGUCGGAGACAUCAAUGUAUUCCCAGAGCGCUCAGUUCGCCAAAUCCGCGAUUGGAAUGCCGCAUCCCCUCCCAGAGUGGAGAAGUGCGCCGAUGAGCUCAUCCAGCAGCAAGCACUCCUUCACCCUCGUGCCGAAGCCGUUUGUUCUUGGGACAAGAACUUCACUUAUGGGCAGCUCGAGAUUGUCUCCAGUCGGUUGGCCCGCCAUCUGUCCAGCCUUGGAAUCAAGCCUGAAACCUUCGUGGUGUUGUGCUUCGAGAAGUCAGCUUGGGCUGUAGUUGCCCAGCUGGCUGUUCUCAAGGCGGGCGGAGCUUUUGUCUCGAUUGACCCAUCCCACCCCGAUUCUCGCCUGAAGAUGCUCAUCGAUGAAAUUGGCACUGACCUUGUAUUGUGCUCAUCUUCACUCCACACCAAAGUUUCGAAACUCUGCGAGAAAUCGUUCGCGGUCUGCCAAACUUCAAUCUCCCAACUUUCUGACUCGCCCUUGGCUUUGCCUGGUGUCCGUUCUACCCCGGAAAAUGCUGCAUAUGCUAUCUUUACCUCCGGUACUACCGGAAAGCCGAAGGCGACUGUUGUCGAGCAUACUGCCCUUAGCACCACCGCGAUUGCCAUGAUCGAUCUUCUGCACAUGAACUCCACGACCCGUGCGUUACAGUUCUCUAACUACACUUUCGAUGUAAGCAUUAUGGAGAUUAUGAUGAUUCUCAUGACUGGUGGCUGUGUCUGUAUCCCCAGCGAGGAGGAACGUAUGAACAACUUGGGUGGUGCUAUCCGCCGUAUGGAAGUCACCUACAUCUCAGCAACUCCCGCGAUUGUGAAUACUCUUGAGCCGAAAAACGUACCCAGCCUGAAGAUAAUUAUCACAGGAGGCGAGAAGAUGCCUGCCAACCAUAUCGACCGCUGGGCCGACCGGUGCGUCAUCAAUGCCUAUGGCCCCUCCGAGGCGACUGUCGUUGCCACAGUCGGUGUCAAGGUUGAUUGGGAUGGGAAUCGUGUCAACGAUGAUCCCACGUCUAUUGGCACAUCUUCCAACUGCAGAGCCUGGAUCGUGGAUCCGAAUAACUUCAAUCGUUUGCUUCCCGUUGGCGCUGUCGGUGAACUGAUCCUCGAAGGAAGCAACAUUGCUCGAGGAUACCUUGCGAACGAGGAAAAGACUAAGGCGGCUUUCUUCGAGAAGCCUGCUUGGAACCGUCACGCUGGUUUUCAGGGCGUGUUCAAACGCAAUGAUCGCAUGUACCGCACUGGUGAUCUAGUUCGCUACAACAGCGACGGCAGCCUGGCCUUCAUCUCCCGUAAAGAUACUCAGAUUAAGUUCAAUGGCCAGCGCAUUGAACUCGAGGAGAUCGAGCAACAAUGUCUAAGCUGCCUACCCGAGGACUCUCAGGUCGCUGUUGAUGUCGUUGUUCCCGAGGAACGAACCAUUGCCAAGGGCCUCGCUGCAUUCUUCACCGUGCAUGACCCCGAAUCCAACGGAGGCAGCAGCGAUCAAUUCGCCCCCACGAUUCCUGGAGCCGAUCCAUUGCUAUUGCCGAUCUCUGUUUCUAACAUGGAUGCCAUUCAGAAGUUGAAAAGCUCUUUACCCGGUCUUCUGCCUCAGAGCAUGAUGCCCCGGCUGUUCUUCCCCAUCCAUAACUUGCCCUUCACUUCCUCUGGGAAGAUUGAUCGCCGAAGACUGCGGGCGAUGGUCCAAAGCUUGUCCAAGGAGACCCUCAAGUCUUACAUUACCUUCGACAACUCCGACAAAAGGGAUGUCUCCUCAGCCACCGCCCUUGAGACUAAGCUUGUGGCCCUUGUGGAAAAGACCCUCGAACUUGAAGCUGGCUCUGUGACCGCCGAUGACAGCUUCUUCGGUCUGGGCGGUGAUUCUUUGUCUGCCAUGAACCUCGUUGGCGCUGCUCAAGCAGAGGGUAUUGCACUUACCGUCUCAAGCAUCUUCAACUCCCCAAUCUUGAUCGACAUGGCCAAGACCUGCGUCAUGUCUGAUGGGGCUGCUGAGGUUAAGAAAGAAAAUAUCAAGACGUUCUCCUUGUUACCAUCUGGAGUCUCCCUUGAAAGCCUGAUUGAUGAAGUUACCGAUAAUUGUGAAGUGUCUAAGGACCUCAUUUCCGAUAUCUACCCAUGCAGCGCUGUGCAGGAGGGUCUUUUGACGCUCUCUAUCAAGCACCACGGUGCUUAUGUUGCUCAACCCUCAUUCCGUCUUGCUCCUGGCAUUGACGUCGGUAAAUUCAAACAGGCCUGGCAACAAACUGUGGCGGACUUAGAAAUCCUUCGCACUCGCAUUGUCCACACCGAGGCCAUGAACUUUGCCCAAGUUGUCCUGAAGGAUGGCCCUAUCUCCUGGGUCGAAGCCGAGUCGUUCGAUGCUCUGCCCAACGACAUCCUUCACCUACCCAAGCAAAAUGGUGCACCUCUCACUGGUUAUGCCAUGGUGCAGCCCCGCGGCUCCUCUGAUAGCUACUUUGUGUGGUCUGUUCACCACGCUCUUUACGACGGCUGGAGUAUUCCUUUGGUAUUCCGCAAGGUUGAACAGAACUACUUUGCCUCGCAGACUACGCGAGGGGGAACGCCUUACAGUCUCUUCAUUGAUUACCUGAUGAAGAAGGAUAUGGAGGAGUCUGAUGCUUUCUGGAAGUCCUAUCUGACGGACCUGUCGAGCACUCCUUUCCCUCAUAACAAGAAUGCAGUGGCUGAUGCCAUGCGCGCUGGCAACACCCAGCACCACAGCAUCACGAUCUCCCGCAGCGCCAACAGUGUCGACUUUACGAUCCCUGUCCUUAUGCGCGCCGCAUGGGCGAUUGUCAUUGCGACCCACACUGCGUCUGGUGAUGUCUGCUUCGGCGAGACUUUGUCAGGCAGAAAUAUCAAUCUUCCUGGUGUUGCAGAUAUCGCUGGCCCAGUUCUCACCACCGUCCCCACGCGUGUCCAGGUUGACAAUGCCAUGUUAACUAUGGAGUACCUGCAGAAGAUCCACCAGUCGACCACCGAGAUGAUCCCCCACUUGCACCAUGGUCUUCAACGUAUCCGUCAGCUGAACAAGGAUACAGCCACCGGCUGCGAGUUUAAGAACCUGCUUGUUAUCCAGCCAGGCGAUGGCGAGUUAGACAACAAGAUCUGGAUCGACGAGAAACGCGAAACCAGCGAAGACUUCUUCACCCACCCCCUUGUUGUGGAAUGUGGUGUUACUAAGACCAGCAUCUCAUUCACUGUUCACCACGAUGAGCUUGUCAUCAACGGAUGGCAGACUAAGCGCAUCACCGAACAAUUUGCCCAUGUUCUGCAGCAAUUGAUUGCUUUGCCCAAGAACAGCACGAGCAACCUCGGAGACUUGGAGGUCAUCAGCCCUGAAGACAAGGCAGAAAUAGGCACAUGGAACCAACGUAUCCCACUCACAGUGGAACGGACCGUUCAAGAUUUCAUUCGUGAGAAGUGUGACGAGACUCCGAACGCUCAGGCUGUCUGUGCCUGGGAUGGUGACCUUACCUACCGAGAAUUCUGGGACCUCGCAUCUGGUUUCGCCAACUACCUGGUCUCCCGCGGUGUUGGCCCAGAGGUAUUCGUACCAGUCUGUUUGGACAAGUCAGCUUGGGCAAUGGUCACUCUCAUCAGUGUUCUCAUCGCUGGUGGUGGUUACGUGCCAUUGGACCCCUCUCAUCCUACCUCGCGACACGAGGAAAUUCUUGCCGAUGUCGGUGCCAACAUGAUAUUGUGCACCCCCAACUAUACAAACCGCUACAGCCGAGUUGUGAAGACUGUUAUCCCCAUCAGCAAGGAGACCAUCAAGGCCUAUGGCUCCCUCAAGUCAUCUAUCCGUCGUAACACUCAAGUCAAACCCUCCAACAUGGCCUAUGCUCUAUUCACCUCUGGCAGCACUGGUCGCGCCAAGGGUAUUAUUGUCGAGCACCGCAACGUGGUCAGCAGUAUCAUGGCAUUCGCACCGUGGGUGCGCAUGGAUGAGACCUCGAGAGUGUUCCAAUUUGCAUCACUCACUUUUGAUGCUGCUGUUAUGGAGACUCUUGCAAUCCUCAUGCUCGGAGGUACCAUCUGUGUGCCCAGCGAGGAUGACCGUCUAAACGACGUUGCCGGCGCAAUCCGUCGCCUUAAUGUCACUUGGACUUUCCUCACUCCCUCAAUUGCCAGCAUAAUUGAGCCAACUUCAGUGCCUUCCUUGAAGCACCUCGUUUGCGGCGGUGAGAAGAUGUCGAAUGAAGUCAUCACGAAGUGGGCCAAUUCUGUUCAUCUCAUGAACGGGUACGGACCGACUGAGACCUGUGUCUUCGCUGUGAUUGAUAAUGCAGUGGCUACCAAUCGUGAUCCUGGUCGUAUCGGUUACGGUAUUCCCAGCACGCUCACCUGGAUUGUUGAUCCAGACAACCAUGAUCGACUUACUCCCCUGGGUGCAGUCGGCGAGCUUGCACUUGAAGGCGCUCCUCUGGCCAGAGAGUACCUCAAAAACCCCGAGAAAAACGCAGAAGCAUUCACCACGGACCCUGCCUGGAUCAAGGACUUCACCCCCGCGGUUCCAGGUCCUCGCCGAAUCUAUAAGACUGGAGAUCUCUGUUACUACAACCCUGACGGCUCUGUACAGUACAUCAGCCGGAAGGAUCACCAGGUCAAAUUGCAUGGUCAGCGGAUGGAGCUUGGUGAGAUUGAGCAUCGCCUUUCUGAGGAUACCCUUACUCGCCACGCUGUCGUUGUUCUCCCUAAGAAUGGCCCGCUCAAGCAGCGCCUGGUCACCGUCAUGUCUUUGAACAGUGUCGCAGCCGAUACCAAACUAAUUUCCGACAAGCCUUGCGAGCUUGUUGAUGAGGAUGAGCUUGAGCGUCAUGCUUACAAUGAGCUGGUCGAAGUCCAGAGGAGCCUUGAGAAUCAGCUGCCCAUUUAUAUGGUCCCGCAGACUUGGGCUCUAAUCAAGAAACUUCCCAUGCUUGUUUCUGGAAAGCUCGACCGCAAAAAGAUCACCGCUUGGGUCGAGGAUAUUGAUGAUGUGUCCUAUGACCGUAUCAUGGCGGAUUACGAUCGGAUCAAGCGUGGAAAGACCGAAGAGAAGCCGCAGGAAAAGGAAGAAAAGAAUGCAUCGCUCGAAAUCGUCCGCGACAUCUUUGCACAGGUGUUGAAUAUCUCCCUACAGAAGGUCAAUGUCGACCGCUCCUUCGUCAGCUUGGGCGGCGACAGCAUUACUGGAAUGGCUGUCAUUUCUCGUGCUCGCAAGCAGGGACUUGUUCUGACACUGCACGACAUUUUGCAAAGCAGAUCGGUUAAGGAACUUGCUCAAACUGCCAGCUCCAAGGCACCUGUCGCUAGGCGGGAAGAGAAGUCCGGUGAGGGCUUUGCACUUUCGCCUGUUCAGAGACUCUAUUUCCAGAGCUCGGACUCUUUCAAGGGCGCUGCCCGUUUCAACCAGAGCAUAACUGUUCGGAUCGCUCGCCGUUGUGAGGGCGAAGUCCUCAAGCGCGCUCUCAAGGCCGUCAUUAGCCAGCAUGCCAUGUUCCGCACACGCUUCAGUAAAUCCAGUGACGGCACUUGGCAACAGAAAACUGGAUCGGAGGUCGAUGAAUCUUUCCGAUUCCGCGUUCACUCUGUGGGCGAUACCCGGGCGAUGGUUCCGAAGAUCGCUGACAGUCAAACUUGCCUGGAUCCUCUCAAUGGACCUAUUCUGGCAGCCGAUCUCUUUAACCUUCGCACUGGUGGCCAGGUCUUGUUCCUCGUCGCUCACCAUCUCUGCAUUGAUAUGGUAUCAUGGCGCAUCGUGCUCCAGGAACUCGAAGAGCUCGUUGUCUCUGGAUCUCUUUCACUUGAAAAAGCAUUGUCCUUCCAAAGCUGGUGUGCCAUGCAAACCGAGAGAACAAACACAAACGAUUCGACUAUUGCUCUGCCUUUCACCCCGGAGAAGCCGAACUUGCUAUACUGGGGCAUGCAAGACUCGCCCAAUGUGUAUGGAGACAUCAAGAUGGAAUCAUUCACGUUGAGUGAGGAUACAACCCAGUUUAUCUUGGACGGCUGCCACAAUGUCUUCCGGACUGACACCGUCGACAUUUUGCUGUCUGCCAUUAUCCAUUCCUUCGGCCGCACUUUCACUGAUCGCAAGGUGCCAACUAUCUACAACGAAGGACAUGGCAGAGAGCCUUGGGAAGCCGACAUUGAUCUUUCAAGAACAGUGGGCUGGUUUACCACUAUGGCGCCUUUGUCGGUGGAUUCGGACGCUCGUAAGUUUACCAUACCACAUGUUGCCGAUAGAAAGCUGACACAGAAAGGUGCCCUCAACGACAUUAUCAAGCGUGUCAAGGACACUAGACGCAAGAUCGCAGACAAUGGGCGUCCUUACUUCGCCAAAAGCCUGCUUCACGAUCAGGCUGCAGAUUUCCCUGUCCCGUUAGAAAUCCUUUUCAACUACCUGGGUAAAAUGCAGCAACUUGAGCGAGCCGAUUCGUUGUUCCAUCACCAUGGUAGCGUCUUCGACAGCUCGGACUUUGCUGUUGCAGGUGACAUGGGCCCUCAGACUGCUCGAUUCGCCCUCUUCGAAGUAUCUGCCAUUGUCAUCAAAGACCGCCUCAAUGUUGCUUUCACUUACAACAACAAAAUGCAACAUGAAAGCUCAAUUCGCCGCUGGAUUCUCCAGUGCAAGCAGACUCUUGAGAAGGAUAUCCUCGCUCUCAAAACGGCUACUCCUGAGCCAACUCUCAGCGACUACCCCCUCCUGCCAAUCAACUACCACGGCCUCCAGAUGCUCACCGCUAGCACCUUCCGCAAGGCAGGCAUUCGGAACAAGGAUGACGUCGAGGACAUAUAUCCCUGCUCUCCCAUGCAAGAGGGCCUCUUGCUCAGCCAGCUACGCGACCCCAAUGCCUACAUGUUCCAUACUGUGUUUGAGAUCAAGGAUGCCAAAUCUGGCAAAGUCAAUGCCGAAGGAGUUGCUCGUGCCUGGCAAGCCCUCGUCGACCGUCACCCAGUGCUCCGAACUAUUUUCAUCGACAGCAACUAUACUGGUGGAUCCUUCGAUCAACUGGUACUCAAGAACCUUUCUGAUAAUAUCCUCCGCGUGGAAUGUCAAGACUCACAAGUCGAGGAGAAGUUGGCUGCCAUCUCUCUUCGUGACAGGAACGCGAUGCGCCAAUCAAAGCUUUCUCACCAACUAACUGUUUGCAAAACAAACACCGGACGCGUGAUACUGAAGCUGGAGAUUAAUCAUGCCAUUAUUGACGGUGGCUCGGUGGAUGUACUCCUCCGUGACCUGACUCUCGCCUACGAGCGAAAGAUUUCUGAGGGCUCAGGACCUCGCUUCAGCGAUUACAUCAAGUUCAUCAGAACUCAGAGCCAGAGUGACGCUCUCAGUCACUGGAACCAAUACCUCGGUGGAGUUCACCCAUGUCACCUCGCUCCAUCGGCUGUUUUCGAAGCCAAAAGAGAACUCAAGGGCGUCAUGAUGAACUUCCAACGAUUCCCUGAGCUGCUCAAGUUCUGCGAGCGCAGCUCUGUCACUCUUGCCAACUUGACUUUGUCUGCCUGGGCCAUCGUCCUGCGGCAGUUCACUGCCUCCGAUGACGUUUGCUUCGGAUAUCUUUCUGCAGGUCGCGACGCCCCUGUCGAUGGCAUUCAGGACAUGGUUGGAAUCUUUAUUAACAUGCUUUGCUGCCGAGUCCAGUUCACUGACCAGCAGACCCUGACCGAUGUGUCCAAAAAUGUUCAAGAUGAUUAUGUUCGAUGCAUUCCCCACCAAAGCUGCUCUCUGGCGAGCAUCCAGCAUGAGCUCGGUUGGCAAGGACAGUCCCUCUUCAAUACUACGCUGUCAAUCCAAAACCACUCCGUUGCGGGUGGUGCCAAGGACAAGGGAUUGUCCUUCGAUCUUCAGCACGCACAUGACCCGAGCGAGUAUGCGGUCACUGUGAACGUGGAGAUUGCCAGAGGCCAGGAGGGUAUUCUUUUGAGAUACUGGAACGAUGUUGUGUCUGAUGAAGAAGCACAGGCUCUGGCUGACACCAUCGCCAAAGUGUUCACUGGAUUCAUUGAAUCCCCGGCUGCGACCCUGUCGCAGUCCACAUUCACUUCCGAGGCUGAGCCUGAGUCACUGGACUGGGAUCGCUCCCAAACCACACUGGCUGACAAGGCAAAGUCGACUGGAGAGGCCAUUGAUGGCAGUGCUAUUCAGAAAAUUAUUGAUGAACGUGUUCAUGAGAUUAUUGCUCAGAUGUUAAGAGAAGGAAAACUGACGGUGCCACCCAUUCGCACCGAAGGGUUGUCAAGCUAUGGUGAUCACAUCGACGCCAUACCACACUCACCGUACCAGUUAGGUAUCCAAGGAGCAGAUGAUUCAGGUGUUUGUUCGGCGACCUCCCGUUCCAGUGAGGAUGGGAUGUCGGCCGAUGUGGAAAGGAAAUUGUGGAAUCUUUGGAGCACAGCUCUUGGCCUCUCACCCAACGUGGUGAGACACCAGGACAGCUUCUUCAAGUUGGGCGGUGACAGCAUCACCGCCAUGAAAAUGGUCAGUGCCGCUCGCGAAGAGGGCCUGGUCCUUACUGUUGCAGAUGUCUUCAACAAUCCUGUCUUUGAGGACAUGUUGACAACAGUGCGAGCUGCGAAUGUCACUCAGCAGAUGUUGAACGUCGAUCUCAAGUCUGGCGGUCACAGGGAGGCUGAUAGCGACUUGCUCAAUAUCACGCCGACAACACUGGGGCCCAGCCCCUCAACUGAGAGCCUCGAGUAUCUCAGGCCAUCGUGCGUCGACGAUGCCGCUGUACAGAGUGGUAUCUGUCCUAAGAUUGGUGUCUUCAAGGGUGGCAUUGCCGAUGUUCUCCCUGUCACUGACUUCCAGGCGAUGUCUCUGACGGCAACUCUCUUCAAGUCCCGAUGGAUGCUCAACUACUUCUAUCUUGAGGGCAAUGGUCCCCUGGACCUCAGACGCCUCCGCGAGAGUUGCUUGAAGGUUGUCGAUGCCUUCGAUAUUCUGCGCACAGUGUUUGUGUGCUUCCACGACCAGUUCUUCCAGGUCGUGCUGCGCAAGAUCCGUCCCAGCAUCUUUGUAUAUGAGACCGACCGUGCUCUUGAUGAAUUCACCAUGACCCUUCAGCAGAGAGAUCGCGAAUACGGACCUCGCGAAGGCGAGCAGUACGUGCAGUUCUACGUUGUCAAGAAAAAGGGCAGCGACCAGCACCGUAUUUUGAUCCGUCUCUCUCACACUCAAUACGAUGGAGUGUGCUUGCCGAGGAUCAUGUCUGCCAUUAAGCACGGAUACGAAGGCACCCCGCUGCCGCCGGUUACUCCCUUCGCUGGCUACCUGCGACAGUUGCCCGGAACAAUCACCCCAGACCAUUACCGCCAUUGGUCCGAUCUCCUCAAGGGCUCUCAAAUGACCCAAGUUGUGCACAGAAAGGGUACCAGCAUGUUCCAGAAUGUUGGAGCAUUCACCGAGAUUCACAGAAAAAUUGAAAUCUCGCCCACGGCCCUUGGAAAUGUCACUAUCGCAACGGUCAUGCAGGCUGCCUGGGCCCUGACCCUUGCCAAGCUGUCCGCUCAGUCCGAUGUUGUCUUUGGUCUGACCAUCAGCGGUCGUAACGCUACAGUUCCCGGCAUUGAGAGCACUGUUGGCCCCUGCGUCAAUGUUAUCCCGGUGCGCGUGAAGCUCGAUGAGAAAUGGACCGCUGUCGAUUUCUUCCGCUACCUCCAGGACCAGCAGAUCUCCAACAUGCCUUUCGAGUCUCUGGGCUUCCGCGAGAUUAUCAAGCAGUGUACCGACUGGCCUGACUGGACCUACUUUACUACCUCGGUCUUCCACCAGAAUGUGGACUACGAAGGAACCAUCGAACUCGACAACAACAAGUACCGCAUGGGUGGUGUCGGCGUUAAUGACAACCUAGCCGAUCUCACCAUGGUGUCGCGCCCCUCCGGUGAACGUGGCCUCGAUGUCACUCUUGGCUACUCCGAAAAGGGCCCUGUGAUGCCAUCCUUCGCAUCAAAGGUUCUAGACAUGGCCUGCGAGAUUGCUCAGUCACUCGUUGCCAAUCCAACCGCCUCACUGCCCUCCGCGAGCAUGCUGCGCUCUCUACCUCCCCAGACAAUCGACGACCCCUCUCGACCAUCAGACGAGCACUUCCUCAGCGCACACCUCAAGUCGCGCUCCAUCGCAGAGUUGCUUGUACACUCGGACAUUUUGUCUCGUUCAUGGCACCAGGUCCUGCCGAGCCGUACCCCCACGGCCCCUGUCGACCCAGAUGCUGAUGACAAGCCAGCCCACCAACCCAACUUCCAGUUGGACUCGUCCUUCUUUGAUCUCGGUGGUGAUGUCUUCAACCUAGCCCAGCUUACCUGGCUUCUUGAGCAAGAGGGUCUUAAGGUCCGUCUCGAGGACCUUAUUGAACACCCCUCUUUCCUUGGCCAAAUGGCCGUGCUGGCGCUGCAUAACGCCAAGCACCAGGACGAUAUUCCAACAGAGCUUCUAGCUACUGGUGCUGCAUCGCCUGAUCCUGUCGCUCGCAUUGAAAAGAAGAAGACGUGGUCGAAGGCCAUGACUAUUGCGCGAAAGUUGACUGGCCGAAACACAGUCACUACUCGUGCUUGA